This is a messenger RNA of Pectinophora gossypiella (pink bollworm), 842 nucleotides long. RefSeq lists its product as uncharacterized. The coding region runs from base 107 to 553 and encodes 148 amino acids. The transcript is spliced from 2 exons. NCBI's taxonomy places the organism in Eukaryota, Metazoa, Arthropoda, Insecta, Lepidoptera, Gelechiidae. The record is from RefSeq and is a predicted model, not a curated record.
CCAUUGCUAAUGUGUCAAACUUAAAGAAAAAAUACCCUCUAUUCUAUAAACUGUAGAAUUUGCCGACGAUUAUUUUAUUAAAGAACUUAAAUAAAAUUGAAUUAAAAUGGCCUAUCCCGCUCUUCGCCAGCCCAAAUUCUUGAAAGAGCAGUCGACAAGUGAAAGGAAACAAGUAAUAUCGGAUGUUAAGUAUGUGAUUUUAACUUUGUGCAAUGGAAUUAAGUUGGUGAUUACUUCAGAUAGCUAUAACAGUAUCAUUAUUGAAGAGGAUACUUACAAAUGCGUGCUCUGCGGGAUGUCUAUGGAGUUGGACAACGAAUAUAAGGAGUUACACAAGAAUUCGCACGAGCAUAAAAACUUGAUGACUUCUGUACCAUAUGUUGAAGAAUUUCCAGAAAGUUUAAUGAGGAAGAUUGACAAACACAACGGCUACUGCACAAUAUGCAAUGUAAUUGUUCCAUCGCAUGCUAUCGCUCAUCAUGUUGACAACAAUGUACACGUCAACGAGUUUGAAAAAGCCGUGAUCAGAGCGUCUAUUUAUAAACCAUAUUAAUAUUUGUUUUAAACAUCUUUUUAUUUAUUUCUUGUUACAAAUCAUCGUCAUAAAUAAUUUAAGAGCCAUUCUCUUGUCUGUACAUGCUACUUUUUAGGGGAUUUUUCAUAUUCAAAAAGGUCUUCUAUAUUUAAAACUAUAACAUACAGAUAGAAUUGCCAGCUUCAGCCUAAAGAAAAUAGUUACAAAUAAGAGAUGAAAAAUAAAAUGGUAGUUACCUAUUUUGGAUGAAGUGUUAUAAGGUCUGUUUUUAUGUAAUUGUUAAUAAACAUUUUGGUGUGAAUUUUAA